AUGAGAAUUUCUACCAUUUUAUCUAUCGUUGCUUUAGCUGCAGCCACAAGCGCAGCACCAGCUGAUCCAGUCGCACCUGGGGAGCCUACCCCAGGGGCACCAGAUGUUUCUGGAACCAUUACCCUCGAUGACCCAAUUCCUCCAACUGGCACUAUUACUCUUGAUGACCCUACUAGUGAACUUCCUUCUGGAACCAUUACCCUGGAUGACCCAAUUCCUCCAACUGGCACAAUUACUCUUGAUGACCCUACUAGUGAACUUCCUUCUGGAACCAUCACAAUCGAUGAUCCAACUAGUUCAGGUACUAUACCAUCAGUUUCAAUCACCGUCAAUGCUACACUUCCAACACUUUCCGUUUCAAGCUUCCCAACACCUAAUCCACCACCCACAUUCUAUCCUAACACCACCACUACCGUUACUGGAUCUGUUACCGUCACUGAUUUUGUUACCUUCUGUCCAUAUCCAACUACUGUGACCGUGACUACAUGUCGUAGUAACGUUUGUCUCCCACACACCGUGACAGUUCCUGAGGCCACCACCUUGACUGUUACCGGCUCAUGUCUCGUGCCUACAACUUACACAACCGAAACGUGCCAUGAAUGUACUAAAACUCAAGAACCAACCACCACCCCAGGUCCAUCAUCAGUUUCUUCGAUUCCUACAGUUUCUGAAGGUUCAGCACCAAAGAAUAUAGCCGGUGUACUUGCAGGAAUAGUUGCAAUUGCUGCAGUCUUAUUCUGA
This is a messenger RNA of Debaryomyces hansenii CBS767, 741 nucleotides long. RefSeq names its product DEHA2A11418p. Bases 1 to 741 code for a protein of 246 amino acids. The record is from RefSeq and is a predicted model, not a curated record. Lineage: Eukaryota; Fungi; Ascomycota; Pichiomycetes; Serinales; Debaryomycetaceae. The transcript has a single exon.